Aspergillus niger is the source of this 1636-nucleotide messenger RNA. RefSeq lists its product as uncharacterized. NCBI's taxonomy places the organism in Eukaryota, Fungi, Ascomycota, Eurotiomycetes, Eurotiales, Aspergillaceae. Gene Ontology annotation, molecular function: iron ion binding; heme binding; monooxygenase activity. The record is from RefSeq and is a predicted model, not a curated record. The transcript is spliced from 6 exons. The annotation marks the transcript as partial.
AUGUCCCUGCUAGUGAGAGCCAUCACUGGCCUGCUCGGCCUUCUUAUUCUCAAGUCCUUUUUGACUCGCAAGAAGUUUCUGGCCCCACUCCCCCCGGGCCCCAAGCCAAAGCCGAUCAUCGGGAACCUGCUCGACCUACCAUCCAAGGGAGAAGCAGAUUGGCUGCAUUGGUAUAAACACAAGAAGAUCUAUGGCCCUAUCAGUUCGGUACAGGUCUUUGGAGAGACCCUCAUAAUCGUUAACGAUGCCCGUAUUGCAGUUGAGUUGAUGGAGAAGCGUUCAGUUAUACACUCAGAUCGACCUAGCCUAACAUUUAUCGAAAUGUUCGCAAUCACCGCCCCGGGAAGCAUGAGGAACAACAAUGACCCGCGAGUUCGUGCUGAGCGGAAGCUAUUCUAUCAACAAAUUGGAUCAAACAACUCUGUUGCGCGGUUCAACUACAUUCAGGAGGCUGAAGUUGGUCGUUUCCUGGUUCGGGUGCGUGAUAACCCCGAAGGGUUGCAAGACCACAUACGGAAACAAGCAGCAGCAAUCAUCCUGAAACUAGCAUAUGGAUACAGUGUUGUGCCACAUGGGGAUGACCCACUGGUGGAUCUUAUAGGCCGGGCAAUGGGCAAUUUCGGCGCGGCCCUUGUUCCCGGGGUGUGGCUAGUGGAUUUCGUUCCAUUCUUGAGGCACAUUCCGACCUGGUUCCCAGGUGCCACAUUUGCACGCGUUGCAGAGACCUUCCGAGAAAGCGCCCGAGCCUGGAACUGUCAACCGUACGAGUUUGUCCGGUACCAGAUGUCGCAGAAGAAGCACGCGCCAUCUUAUAUAUCCGGCUUAAUCGAGGAGAAGGGUGUCCCAGAGCCAGGCUCCUUUGACGAGGUUGUCAUGAAAUGGUCAGCCGCGGCAAUGUACGGUGGAGGAUCCGACACGGCAAGCACUACCCUCUGAACCCCGUAAGCCGUAUCUAAUUACAUACCAGACCAUUUCCACCAUGGGCGGACUUUUCCUUGCGAUGGUUCUCUACCCGGACGUACAGCGAAAGGCACAGGAAGAAAUCGACCGAGUUGUUGGAACAGACCGUCUUCCCGGCUUCGACGAUCGCGACAACCUCCCUUAUAUCAACGCAAUGGUCAAAGAAUCCCUCCGUUGGCACUCCGUGCUUCCAAUGGGAGUUGCGCACUGCUCGUCGGAGGAUGACAUGUGCGAAGGCUACUUUAUCCCCAAAGGCUCCCAGAUCCUGCCGAAUCAAUGGGCCUUCACUCACGACCCAGAUGUUUAUCCCGAUCCAAUGGCCUUCAAGCCAGAACGAUUUCUAGCAACUGAGAACCACACUCCCGAACGCGACCCCCAUCUCCUCGCCUUCGGGUUCGGCCGUCGUAUCUGUCCCGGCCGCACACUGGCAGAUGCCAACAUCUACCUGAGCAUUGCGCAGUCGCUGGCCGUAUAUCGCUUCACUAAGGCCAUCAAAAACGGUAAGGAAGUGGACGUAGAGCCGAAGUUCUUGACCGGAGCAAUCAGUCACGUGGCGCCGUUCGAGGUGGGCAUUAAGCCCCGAAGUCAGCAGCACGAGGCGCUGCUGCAGGCGUUGGAGGCCAAAUUCCCGUGGGAAAAGGGUCACGCGGAGGAACUCAGUCAGGUGAAGUUUUGA